GCAUUAUCAAUGAUCGAACGUAUUCGGACACUGAUCGGGAGCGUCCGUUUCCUUUUGCAUGUGCUACGCUCAAUGCGUUCUCCCAAUGACCUAUCGCCAGCACUUUACAUUGGCAGUGGCCAGUUCACUCCUGUUUUUAACAAUCCCUCCUCUACGUUACUCACUGGAUGGUAUCUGGCCUGUCCGAAAAAAAGACGUACCCUUGAAAAGAGAAGAAUACGAAAAUUUUUAUCUUGUACGCUUUUUGCUAUUGCUCGAAUCCACCUCAUUCCUUCUAGUCACUAUGGAUAAAUACCGCCCUCGUACUGAUUUGGUCUCCUGCACCGCUUGUGGACAUUUAAACCCCAUGGGUUUUCUGUGCGUGAAUUGUUACGACAAAGUCCGAGAAGAGACUAAUCGCUUGCGAGCUCUGAUCAGCAACCAGCUUCCUAGUGAUCACGAAAUUCGCUUCGUGUACGAAGAUGAUCCUUCACAAACCGUUUCGUCCAACGACGAAAUCAUCAAGGUCCCUCAUUCUCGUCCAUCUUGGUUUCCCAUCCAUUUCCUGCGACGUUUUCGACCUGCUUCAUGACAAUCUCUGUGUAUUUUUGACACUCAUUUCUAAAAUGCCGCUUGGUCUAAUUCACACUCGAACAAAGUGGUUGCACUUCUGAUUCAA
Messenger RNA from Dicrocoelium dendriticum, 658 nucleotides. Lineage: Eukaryota; Metazoa; Platyhelminthes; Trematoda; Plagiorchiida; Dicrocoeliidae. The record is from the annotation of a GenBank genome assembly.